GUCGCCAAAUUCCGUUCACAAAUUAUCAAAAGCUCAAAACUCAGAACGCACAAACCAAAAAAUUAACAAAGAGAGAGGGGCAAAAAAUGGCGUCGACCUUGUCCAAAUGGCUUGUAGAUCCGAAGCGCAACCCCCUAGCUGCACUGCACAUGAAAACCAUAAAAACUCGCCUGAGCAGAUACGGGCUACGGUAUGACGAUUUGCACGAUCCAAUGUACGACCUGGAUAUAAAGGAGGCGCUGGAUCGGCUCCCGAAGCAGGUCGUGGACGCGAGGAAUCAACGCCUCAAGCGCGCUAUGGAUCUCUCCAUGAAGCACGAGUAUCUCCCCGAAGAUCUUCAGGCUAUGCAAACUCCAUUUAGGCCCUAUCUACAGGAGAUGCUGGCUCUUGUGCAGAGAGAGAGAGCUGAGCGCGAAGCACUUGGUGCCUUGCCUCUCUAUCAGCGCACACUUCCCUGAGUUCAUAUCUCACCUUCCCCGGGGCGGCCUGCAACUGAACAACACACUUACUUUGAUUCAAUAAGGACCAGUCGUCCCAGUCCUUUUCUGGGAAUGACAGACUUAUGAUGAUUUGAACAGCUUCUGCUUUCAAUUAAUACCCAGUGAGCAAUAAUAAACUCCCUCAUUUUCGGAAGUUUUUGGUUCACAUUUACAGUUUAAUUUAUGCAAACAAGAAUUAGCAUUUGUGUUUUUUCUGUCCAAUUUCUGGGAAUUCACAUAUUCAAUCCUCUCUGUGUUGAAUAUUAGUACUAUUUGUCAUAUAUUGAUGAAAUGAAAAUGCAUAAAUGUUCCUAA
Molecule: messenger RNA, 794 nt
Organism: Salvia hispanica
Lineage: Eukaryota; Viridiplantae; Streptophyta; Magnoliopsida; Lamiales; Lamiaceae
Product: cytochrome b-c1 complex subunit 7-like
Biological process (GO): mitochondrial electron transport, ubiquinol to cytochrome c
Cellular component (GO): respiratory chain complex III
Source: RefSeq, a predicted model, not a curated record